Messenger RNA from Lachancea mirantina, 591 nucleotides. NCBI's taxonomy places the organism in Eukaryota, Fungi, Ascomycota, Saccharomycetes, Saccharomycetales, Saccharomycetaceae. The record is from the annotation of a GenBank genome assembly.
AUGUUUUCGUUGUCUCAGCGCUUUCAACAAACCUCGAAUCAUGCUGUAAGCUUCGCUAUAUGGGCAGCGGUGUUUGUCAUUGCCACGUUCUGUGCUCAGUUAUAUCACGAUAACGUGUUCAAUUUGGCUUCUUCGAUAUCAAACGUACAACCACACAUCAAUUUGAGAUCUAGCAGAUACUAUGGUUCUACCAAUGGCAAACCCAAAGAAAACGUAAAAAUCGCUUUUGACCUCGAGGCAGAUCUUACACCGGCAUUCAACUGGAAUACUAAGCAAGUGUUUGUUUACCUUACUGCAACUUACAAAGGAACCCGAAACAAAGAGGUGAUUAACGAAGUGACCUUUUGGGAUAAAAUCAUAACAGAUCCAAAAGACGCAGUCUUGAAUGUUCAUAACGCCAAGUCCAAAUACUCCAUCUGGGAUUUAGAGGAAAAACUCGCAGAAAGAGAAUUUCAAUUCAAAUUGCACUGGAAUAUUCAGCCAUGGAUUGGAAAUCUAGUUUACGGUGAAACCACGGGCAUGACAACGGCCACUAUGACAGAUUCUGAAAAGAAAAGUAAACCGUCCAGCAAGAAGAACGCGGGUAUAUAG